Messenger RNA from Mus caroli (Ryukyu mouse), 3030 nucleotides. It is a transcript of the gene Tbk1, whose product is annotated as TANK binding kinase 1. Lineage: Eukaryota; Metazoa; Chordata; Mammalia; Rodentia; Muridae. Gene Ontology annotation, cellular component: cytoplasm. Gene Ontology annotation, biological process: peptidyl-serine phosphorylation. The record is from RefSeq and is a predicted model, not a curated record. Gene Ontology annotation, molecular function: ATP binding; protein serine/threonine kinase activity.
UCGGUCACGUGCUCCGUGGCCCGGGCUGGCGAAGCCGGAAGUAGCCUGGGGCGCGAGAAGGCCCGGAGCCGCGGGCUGUACGCGGCGGACACUCGCGGGCAUACAUGCAAAUCUCUUCUUCCCCCUUAUCGUGAGGAGAAGCGCCUAAACAAGCCGAGAUGCAGAGCACCCCCAACCAUCUGUGGCUCCUGUCUGACAUCCUAGGCCAGGGGGCCACUGCAAAUGUCUUCCGAGGAAGGCAUAAGAAAACUGGUGAUCUCUAUGCUGUCAAAGUAUUUAAUAACAUAAGCUUCCUUCGCCCAGUGGAUGUCCAAAUGAGAGAAUUUGAAGUGUUAAAAAAACUCAAUCACAAAAACAUCGUCAAGUUAUUUGCUAUUGAAGAGGAGACAACAACAAGACAUAAAGUGCUUAUUAUGGAAUUUUGUCCCUGUGGGAGUUUAUACACUGUUUUAGAGGAGCCGUCCAAUGCUUAUGGACUUCCAGAAUCAGAAUUUCUAAUUGUUUUACGAGAUGUGGUGGGUGGGAUGAAUCAUCUCCGAGAGAACGGCAUAGUGCACCGAGAUAUCAAGCCAGGCAACAUCAUGCGCGUCAUAGGGGAGGACGGCCAGUCUGUAUACAAACUCACGGAUUUCGGCGCCGCUCGAGAGCUGGAGGACGAUGAGCAGUUUGUGUCUCUGUACGGCACAGAAGAGUACCUGCAUCCGGACAUGUAUGAAAGGGCAGUGCUAAGAAAGGACCAUCAGAAGAAGUACGGGGCUACCGUUGAUCUGUGGAGUGUUGGAGUGACAUUCUACCAUGCAGCCACGGGGUCGCUGCCGUUUAGACCCUUCGAGGGGCCUCGGAGGAACAAAGAAGUGAUGUAUAAAAUAAUCACUGGGAAGCCGUCUGGUGCAAUAUCUGGAGUACAGAAAGCAGAAAACGGACCGAUUGACUGGAGUGGAGACAUGCCUCUCUCUUGUAGUCUUUCUCAGGGUCUUCAGGCACUGCUUACCCCAGUUCUUGCAAACAUACUUGAAGCUGAUCAGGAGAAGUGCUGGGGUUUUGACCAGUUCUUUGCAGAGACUAGUGAUGUGCUUCACCGAAUGGUAAUCCAUGUCUUCUCGCUACAACACAUGACGGCGCUUAAGAUUUACAUUCAUAGCUAUAACACUGCUGCUGUGUUCCAUGAACUGGUCUAUAAACAAACCAAGAUUGUUUCCUCAAAUCAAGAACUUAUCUACGAAGGACGACGCUUAGUCCUAGAACUUGGAAGACUAGCCCAGCAUUUUCCUAAAACCACAGAGGAAAAUCCUAUCUUUGUCACGAGCCGGGAACAACUCAAUUCCGUAGGACUGAGAUAUGAAAAAAUUUCCCUCCCUAAGAUACACCCGCGCUAUGAUCUGGACGGGGACGCCAGCAUGGCCAAGGCAGUGACGGGGGUCGUGUGCUACGCCUGCAGAACUGCCAGUACCCUGCUGCUCUAUCAAGAAUUGAUGCGCAAGGGGGUGCGGUGGCUGAUUGAACUGGUUAAGGAUGACUACAAAGAGACCGUCCACAAGAAGACGGAGGUAGUGAUCACCCUGGAUUUCUGCAUCAGGAACAUUGAGAAGACUGUGAAAGUGUAUGAGAAGUUGAUGAGGGUCAACCUGGAAGCCGCAGAGCUGGGUGAGAUUUCAGACAUACACACCAAGCUGCUGAGACUUUCCAGUUCUCAGGGAACAAUAGAAAGCAGCCUUCAGGACAUCAGCAACAGGCUGUCUCCAGGGGGCUUGCUGGCUGACACCUGGGCACAUCAAGAAGGCACGCAUCCAAGAGACAGGAAUGUAGAAAAACUGCAAGUCCUGUUGAACUGCAUCACAGAGAUUUACUAUCAGUUCAAAAAAGACAAAGCAGAACGCAGACUAGCUUAUAAUGAAGAACAGAUCCACAAAUUUGAUAAGCAAAAAUUGUAUUACCAUGCAACAAAAGCAAUGAGCCACUUUUCAGAAGAAUGUGUUAGAAAGUAUGAAGCGUUUAAAGAUAAGUCGGAAGAGUGGAUGAGAAAGAUGCUUCUCCUUAGGAAGCAGUUGUUAUCGCUAACUAAUCAGUGUUUCGAUAUCGAAGAGGAAGUGUCCAAGUAUCAAGACUAUACUAACGAGUUACAAGAAACUCUGCCUCAGAAAAUGCUCGCAGCCUCCGGUGGAGUCAAGCACGCCAUGGCCCCGAUCUACCCCAGCUCUAACACAUUAGUGGAGAUGACUCUUGGUAUGAAGAAGUUAAAGGAGGAGAUGGAAGGCGUGGUUAAGGAGCUGGCCGAGAACAAUCAUAUUUUAGAAAGGUUUGGGUCUUUAACAAUGGACAGUGGCCUUCGCAAUGUGGACUGUCUUUAGCUUCCUAGGGAGUCUGGGAAGUUCUAGUUUGCACAAGAAGAUAACACUGGGGCACGAAAUGAACACCUUUGUGAAUGGAGUUCUUAUUUCUACACUUCAGUAUUUGAUGAGGUCAUGUAAAUAUGUACAGUUUGUAAAUACAUAUACAUAUAUAUAUAUAUAUGAAUUUUGGCUGCUGUAACAAAGACAGAUUGACCUCAGCGAGCUGUAGAAGAAAGCCAUGACCAGCCAGUGCUUUGGGGUGCUCUCCCUAAUUCUUCACAUAAGGCUGGAGAAAUCAAUUGCUUGGUGCCUAAAGAAAGUAUUUUUUGAAUUGGCAUUCUUAAAAUUUUGAAAGGACUGAUAGUGGACACAGUGUAACUGGAGGAGACACAGGGCUUUGUGACGGGAACAGAACCUUGGUUUUACCACGGUCAGUUCCUCUGACAAGGAUAAAGUGGCAUUAUUUCAUUUGACCAGGUGCCCAAAUCUCAGUUUUCCUCGUAUGUUUGAUUUUAGGUGAAUAAUUGAGCAAAAACUUUAAAGUGAAUUCAUUGUUUAAACUAUUCAUUUUUCCUUUGGUCAUGAAUGUGUAAUUGUCAUUCAGAUCCUAGUAUCAUUUCAAUUGUCUAAAGAUGUAUAUUUCUGUACUUUAAUUCUGCUAUUUCAUGAAAAAAUAAAUUUCUCAAUUUUAAUGUAAAAA